This is a messenger RNA of Auxenochlorella protothecoides, 237 nucleotides long. RefSeq lists its product as hypothetical. Bases 1 to 237 code for a protein of 78 amino acids. Lineage: Eukaryota; Viridiplantae; Chlorophyta; Trebouxiophyceae; Chlorellales; Chlorellaceae. The record is from RefSeq and is a predicted model, not a curated record. The transcript has a single exon.
AUGGAGCAGGCGGACUUCCGGGGGAUCAGUCCCUGGGCGCGAGGGUGCAGGGACCAGGCUGGUUCAGAUCCUCCAGGGACAGGCCAAGGAAUUUUAGGAACCAAGCGUCGUCUCAAAAAAUUAUGUACAAGGCACAGAAUGCCGAGAGCGCGCAUGCCGACUGCUGUCACUCCCUCGCGCGUCGCGGGCUGCAAAAGUCAAAUUCAUAUCGGACAUUCGGCUCUGACCCAACCCUGA